GGAUUCGAUAUCUCAUCAUGUUUUUAUUUCCAGAUUAUCUCUUUUUCAAUAAAAAAAAUGCUGAAACAGGUGCUAUUAGUGUUAGCUCUGAGCAUUUAUCAAUUAAAUGCCGAGGAGGGGGCAGCAAGAUUACUUUUAGCUAAACAGAUUCAUAACAAAUACUUGGUGGAGGGUAUGGAUAUUGUUGUUAAAUACAGUGUAUUCAACGUCGGAGACAGUGCUGCUACAAACAUUCAGGUCUCAGACAACGGGUUCAGGCCUGAUGAUUUCGAUCUGGUGUCUGGACAGACUCAGUUUAAGCUGGACAGGUUGGCUGCUGGAUCCAACUCCAGUCAGACCGUUGUUGUCCGGCCAAGAAAGUUUGGAUACUUCAACUUCACUGCCGCAGAGGUUAGUUACGCUGGUACUGAAGGAAGCAGUGUUGUGCUGACCGGUCUGAGUUCUGACCCAGGACAAGGUGUUAUCAUAGCUGCCAGGGACUACGAGAAGCAGUUCUCAUCCCACUUCCUGGACUGGGUUGCCUUCGCUGUGAUGACUCUUCCCUCCCUGGGGUUCCCCUUCAUGCUGUGGUACUCAAGCAAGUCUAAAUACGAGGCCCUUGCUCUCAAGAAGGAUUAAAGCAAAUAUCGUCUUUGUUGUCUACACUUGUGUGUCGUCUUGAACAAAAAUUCACACUGAAGCUCAAUAGAUCCUUCAAGUAUCUUUGUUAAGGACAGAAAUGUCGCCAGUUAGUUUAUUUACAGGUUUACUUAAACUUUAAUUGUUCUGUGCUUUAAAUACACCUUUGCCAGUCCUAUAAUUGUUAUCCUUUAAAAUAGGUUGUGCUUCACAUACUUUUAAUAAGUAACUCGUGUUUAGAAGUUUCCCCCUUUUCCUUAUUUAAGUGAGUUUUUAUCACACCUGCCUAAUCAUUAUGCAAAUAUUUAAUAUAUUUUUUAACCUGUUAUUUGCAUUUAGUUCUACUCCCAGUUUAUUGCUUAACUGCCAUUCCACUUUAAAUGAUAGUUUCAAGCCUGGAACGGAAGUGCACGCUGUCCUGGCUUGUUUUGUUAAAAGUUUUUGUUACAAGAUUCUCAAAAUACAUUUUAACUGAAAUAUCGUGGAAGUAUCUAGA
Eurytemora carolleeae is the source of this 1114-nucleotide messenger RNA. RefSeq names its product translocon-associated protein subunit beta (gene SsRbeta). The coding region runs from base 58 to 618 and encodes 186 amino acids. The record is from RefSeq and is a predicted model, not a curated record. NCBI's taxonomy places the organism in Eukaryota, Metazoa, Arthropoda, Copepoda, Calanoida, Temoridae. The transcript is spliced from 5 exons. Gene Ontology annotation, cellular component: endoplasmic reticulum; membrane.